This is a messenger RNA of Xiphophorus hellerii (green swordtail), 2281 nucleotides long. RefSeq lists its product as uncharacterized. Lineage: Eukaryota; Metazoa; Chordata; Actinopteri; Cyprinodontiformes; Poeciliidae. The record is from RefSeq and is a predicted model, not a curated record. The transcript is spliced from 14 exons. The coding region runs from base 31 to 1407 and encodes 458 amino acids.
AAGGAGUGACUGUAUAAAGUUGCCUGUCUGAUGAUCCGAUCUUUGUUUAGCAGAACCGAUUCGUUCAUCAUGUUUCUCUCUGUGCUGCUGGUGAUGAUGAUGAUGGUCAGCUGGACAGAAGCUGGUUAUACUGGUGUUGUGUUAUCUCACACCACUAAAGAUGUACAAGAAAGCAGUUUUACAGUUGUGCGUCGCUUUAAGUCGAGCUUCACCUCAUGUGGAGAGAUUGAGUCAUGGUGGUGUUGCACUAAUAAGAUUGAUGAAAGCAGCGGUGAAUGGUGUCUGAAAGAGUACACUGGCAAGGUCACUAGUUGGAGUUUCGAAUAUUACUGGAGCUGGUGGAAUCCUCCAGCCUGGAUAAACAACAGAAACAGUGUUUCAACUGGGAGAUUUAAGAUAACAUAUGAGCUGAGAAAACGAUCCGACAUCAACAGACCGAAUUCAUCACCACAGACAGCGAUCCUCCCUCUUAUGAGAGUUCCCUCAAACUGUCAGAGGAAUAUCAACUUGUUGACCUUUGACCCUGAUGGAGAUAAUGUUGAAUGCAGACAUGGAUCCAAUCCCAGUAUCUAUGAAUGCUACACCUGCACAGCACCGUCUGUCCUCAGUCUCUCAUCAUCUUGUUCUCUAUCAUUCAGUCCAACCAACAGCAGUGAUGAAGAUUCAUAUGCAGUUCAGCUGAUGAUGGAGGAUUUUCCCAGACAGACCAUCAAUAUGACUUAUUACAAUGGUUCAACAGGGUCGAUAAGCAACAGCAGUUCUAUGAGCAGAAUCCCUGUCCAGUUUGUUUUCAAAGUGGAUCCUGCAGCUCCGUCCUGCACAGCAGGUGAAUAUCUGCCCAGGUUUCUGCCUCCAACUCCUGAACAUGGAGCUCAGUUCUUCAUAAACGUUACUGAGACGAUAGAAAUCAACAUCAGAGCAGAGGCGACUCAGUCUGAGAUCACUGAGCUCCUGUUCAGCGGACCGUUCAACAUGACCAAGAAUUCAUCUGGUUCAGGAUAUUUCACCCUGAGAUGGACGCCGUCUGCCAUUGAUGAAGAAGAAAGCCAUCCCAUCUGUUUUGUUGUCCAGGCAAAUGCCUCCAGUUCUAUCUACCAGUCUGAGCUUCGAUGUGUCAUUGUGACGGUUGGAAACAUACCUUUCAUAGCAACUCCAAGUCCUCCUACAACAUCUGUGACUUCAACCACCGUUGCUCUCCCUUUGACAUCUACAAGUCCUCCUCCUAAAACAUCUCGUCUUACGGUUCUGAAGCUGAAGAUCUCGACUACGCUGUCACUGAAAGACAAUAAAGAUAAAAUAGAGAAAGCGAUUAAAGAUGAACUGAUCAGACGAGGGCUGCGUCCAGACAUAAAGGUCCGCCUGCUGAGCGACGGUUCAGUGAAGGUUAAAGAAACGGCCGCCCCCUAGUGGCUAACAAUGAGAAUGAAUCUAAUCCAUGCAGAGGAAUAUUACUGGGUUUUACUUCUUGUACAUUUAAAUUAAUCUUUAUCACUUUGAGUAAUUGAAUUAAACCAAAGCAAUAUACUUGUAUUAAUAUUGUUUUAAUGCUAAAUCAGAGAAGCUAAAGAGGUUAUAGAUGUGAUUUUGACAAUUAACUUGAAAUGAUGUAAAAUGUGUAACUGCACUGAUGUGUUGGAUGUUGUGUUGGAUGUUGUGUUGGAUGCUGUGUUGGAUGCUGUGUUGGAUGCUGUGUUGGAUGUUGUGUUGGAGGCCCUGUGGCUGUGGAACGGUUAACCCUUGCAGCUCCGUUUUGCUGACUCUGUGGAGGCUUUUAAACAACAACUAAAAACAUUUUUAUUUUCCCAGGCUGUUAUUUCUUGAUUUUAAUGUGGUUCCUAUGUUGGUUUUAUGCUUUAUAUGAUUUCUGUUGUACAGCGCUUUGUGAGUUUAUGUCUGUGAAAAGCGCUUUAUAAAUAAACUUGACUUACUUCACUAAUAGUCUGUUUCAUUUUACCUCCCUGAUGAGCCUUUCUACCAGUUUUCACUCUGGGAUGUUUGCUGCUGUUUUGCCUAUGGAAAACAUUUUAAAAUAUCAACUCUUCCCCUGCUGGCUGCGUCGUUUACUGCACCUCUUAUAUGAACUAAGUGCAAUAUUAUAUUUAGUAAUACUGUGAGUCCACUGUUUCAUUCAGGUUGUUUUCUUUUGUUUAUUUCUUUCAGGGAUUGAGGCUCCUGUGGUGGUGGUGUCUAAGUGUGUUUAUUUUGUCGGAGCACCUUUCUUUGGUUGCUGUGUUUCCAUCGUGUCCAUGGUGAUCCCUUUCCCUCACGACGUCCCCCAGUG